CCAUGAAGCUCCAAGAGAGGGAUUGGAUUUGACACUCCUAGAAAGCGCUAGCUAGCUAAGUUGUGAGUUUUCCGCGAAGAGCCCUAGGAGGGAAAGAAUCAUGGCGCGAGGGGAUCGAGACGAGGAGGCGCAGGCGCAGGCGCAAAUGAGCCCCGACGAGGUGAAUGCUCUCGUGGCGGAGGUUGUACGGCAUAUGUUGUUUAGGAACUUCCAGCAGCCGGGAGUUCCUGUGAGGCGGGAGGAGCUCAACCAGAUCGUCACCCGGAGCUACAAGCAGCAAAGGGGGCUUUCGGGUGUGGUGAUCGACAGGGUGCGCAAGAAGAUCGCGAGCGUGUUUGGGAUGGAGAUGCACGAGCUCCACAAGUUACCGCGGCAACACAGUGCCCGAGGUGGUGGCGCUGGUUCCCAAGGAGUGAGUAGUGAGCCGGCACGGGAGUAUUUCCUCAAGAGCACCGUCCCCCUGGAGGCUCGGCGGGAGUUUGUGGACGCUCCAAGUGCGGUGGCGCUGCGGGGCCUGGCGCUGGCCAUCGUCUCGAUAAUUCAUCUCUCCCCCGGGAGGAGUUGCAAGCAAGAGGACUUGUGGCUUCACCUGGGGAAGCUGGGAAUCGAGGAGGACGACGAGAAGCACCCGGUGUUUGGGAGCAUCAAGCAGACCAUGGAACUCCUCCAACGGCAGAGACACUUCCACAAGGAGCGGAGCGAAGAUGGUUUCGUCUACACGCUGGCCGAAAGGUCCCUGGAAGCAAAUGUUGCGAAGAAGAUCAGCACCUGGAUACCCAAGUUUAUGGAAUGGGACAUGUUCGCCCACGAUAGUGACAGUGACGAUAGCGAUGACACUGCUGCUGCUCCCGCUGAUACUGCUGCUGCUGCUACUGCUACUGCUGCCGCUUCGCAAGGUGCUGCUGCUAAUGGCGAUGGCGAUGGCGAUGAGGGCGACGAGGAGGAGGAGGAGGAGCACGGCCAUGGCGACGAGGAAAGGGAGAGCUUAGAGUCAGAGUAGUGGCAACGUAACCACGACUAACGCGAACGCAGCCAGAUUCUAUACUGCUGUCUGUCUGGCCAGCUAAACAGGAGAGCUCCGUCCGCAUCAUCCAAAAGUUUGAAGCAAGCAUUUUGUUCUAGGCCUAGACACGCACAGAAACAUGAAUGAUCAACUUGGUUACAUUCUAACAA
This is a messenger RNA of Selaginella moellendorffii, 1173 nucleotides long. RefSeq lists its product as uncharacterized. The coding region runs from base 101 to 1000 and encodes 299 amino acids. NCBI's taxonomy places the organism in Eukaryota, Viridiplantae, Streptophyta, Lycopodiopsida, Selaginellales, Selaginellaceae. The transcript is spliced from 5 exons. Gene Ontology annotation, cellular component: nucleus. The record is from RefSeq and is a predicted model, not a curated record.